Phialemonium atrogriseum is the source of this 2213-nucleotide messenger RNA. Its product is annotated as serine hydroxymethyltransferase. Gene Ontology annotation, molecular function: pyridoxal phosphate binding; glycine hydroxymethyltransferase activity; serine binding. Lineage: Eukaryota; Fungi; Ascomycota; Sordariomycetes; Cephalothecales; Cephalothecaceae. The coding region runs from base 285 to 1754 and encodes 489 amino acids. The record is from RefSeq and is a predicted model, not a curated record. Gene Ontology annotation, cellular component: cytoplasm. Gene Ontology annotation, biological process: tetrahydrofolate interconversion; folic acid metabolic process; L-serine catabolic process. The transcript is spliced from 4 exons.
AUUGCGUAUACAUAGAGCUACGUAUUAGCUACCUUGGUAGAUAAGGGAGCUGUCUGCGGGGAGACGAAUUGGAGAUAGAAGCGAGGAAGCCCACCAAAGGCCAUCCAUCCACCCCCGCGGAGCUCUCCUGCCCCGCUUGCCGCCUACUUAGUGCAUUGGGAAAUUUUUCUCUCUCGCUUCCUCCCUCAACUCGAUACCAGGACAAGCCUUCUGCCACCAACUCCCACGACACCUACUCCUACACAAAGAAGAAAGCAGCUGGUUCGUUUGCCACGAUCGCUACCAUGGCUUCCAAUGGCAACAACGGGGCAGAGCCCAGCUACGCGCUCUCCAACACUCACAAGGAGAUGCUCGAGAAGUCUCUGGUCGAUUCCGACCCUCAGGUUGCCGAGAUCAUGACAAGGGAGAUCCAGCGCCAGCGCGAGUCCAUCAUCCUGAUUGCCUCCGAGAAUGUCACCUCGCGUGCCGUCUUCGACGCCUUGGGAUCGCCCAUGUCCAACAAGUACUCGGAGGGCUACCCUGGUGCUCGCUACUAUGGAGGAAAUCAGCACAUUGACGAGAUCGAGCUCCUCUGCCAGAAGCGUGCCCUCGAGGCAUUCCACCUCGACUCCGCGAGGUGGGGUGUCAACGUCCAGUGCCUGAGUGGCAGCCCUGCCAACCUGCAGGUCUAUCAGGCCAUCAUGCCCCCUCAUGGCAGGCUGAUGGGCUUGGACCUGCCCCAUGGCGGCCACUUGAGCCACGGCUACCAGACCCCCCAGCGCAAGAUCUCCGCGGUUUCCACUUACUUCGAGACUAUGCCCUACCGUGUCAACCUUGACACUGGCAUCAUCGACUACGAUCAGCUUGAGGCGAACGCCCAGCUGUACCGCCCCAAGAUCCUGGUCGCUGGUACCUCGGCCUACUGCCGCCUGAUCGACUAUGAGCGCAUGCGCAAGAUUGCCGACUCUGUUGGUGCCUUCCUGGUUGUCGACAUUGCACAUAUCUCUGGUCUCGUCGCCGCCGAGGUUAUCCCAUCGCCCUUCCUGUACGCUGAUGUGGUCACUACGACGACCCACAAGUCGCUCCGUGGUCCGCGUGGAGCCAUGAUCUUCUUCCGGAAGGGCGUUCGGUCGACCGACCCCAAGACCGGCAAAGAGACUCUGUAUGACCUGGAGGGCCCCAUCAACUUCUCUGUCUUCCCGGGCCAUCAGGGCGGUCCCCACAACCACACCAUCACUGCCCUGGCCGUUGCCCUGAAGCAGGCAGCCACCCCCGACUUCAAGGCCUACCAGCAGAAGGUCGUUUCCAACGCCAAGGCGCUGGAGAACAAGCUCAAGUCCCUCGGCCACAAGCUCGUCUCCGACGGCACCGACUCGCACAUGGUCCUCCUCGACCUGCGCGCCUUCCACCUUGACGGUGCCCGCGUCGAGGCCGUGCUCGAGCAGAUCAACAUUGCCUGCAACAAGAACAGCAUCCCCGGCGACAAGAGCGCCCUGACGCCGUGCGGCCUGCGCAUCGGCACCCCGGCCAUGACGAGCCGCGGGUUCGGCGAGGCCGACUUUGAGAGAGUCGCUGCCUACAUCGACGAGAGCAUCAAGAUCUGCAAGCAAGUCCAGGGAGCCCUGCCCAAGGAGGCCAACAAGCUCAAGGACUUCAAGGUCAAGGUUGCCAGCGGCGAGGUUCCCAGGAUCAACGAGCUCAAGAGUGAGAUUGCCGCCUGGUGCCAUACCUUCCCGCUGCCCGUUGAGGGCUGGCGGACGGAUGCCGGCAUGUAAGGCCGCGGCUAGCAUUUCGGCCAUGGCGAGAUGAGAUAUAUGCAGGGGGACACGAAGAUGAGGCAUGGUUCAACAAGAGGUAUAGAGAAAAACAAAAAGAAGGGAAAUUUGGGACCUUUUCAACUGGACCUGGGGAUACACAAGUUGUGUGUGCAAUUGGGAUUGGGCUAUUUUCAACAUCUGGCAUGAGAGAAUGUUGGGAUCAACCCCUUGGGAGGAAACAUCCGCGUAUUCACUCAACGAAAACUGAUCGGAAAUGGGAAACGGGAGAAUCGUUCUCGUCAGGGGCAUAUCUCAUAUGGCGUUGCAAUUACCAUGGGGGAGGGGGGUUCAAUCAUGGGCACACUUUAGCUCGGGGGCCAUGUGGAGUUUGAUUUUUUUGGCCUCCUGUUUUUGAGUUGGACUGCUUCAACGCAGCGUCGCGCUCUAUUUGAUAACAAUCCUCAUAUACAUUGGAAC